This is a messenger RNA of Annulohypoxylon maeteangense, 2294 nucleotides long. RefSeq names its product myo-inositol-1-phosphate synthase. The record is from RefSeq and is a predicted model, not a curated record. Gene Ontology annotation, molecular function: inositol-3-phosphate synthase activity. Gene Ontology annotation, cellular component: cytoplasm. Bases 575 to 2206 code for a protein of 543 amino acids. The transcript has 3 exons. Gene Ontology annotation, biological process: phospholipid biosynthetic process; inositol biosynthetic process. Lineage: Eukaryota; Fungi; Ascomycota; Sordariomycetes; Xylariales; Hypoxylaceae.
CCGAUAUCGUGAGUUCGGCUAUCCAAGUAAUUAAUAAGAGGUAAGUAAACAAUUAGUAGCUGUUCACCUUGCUUCUCAUCUUCUCAUCAUGCCACAUUUAUAAGCUGAAUCUGCAUGUGUUGUUCGACUCGGUCCACCACGUAGCAUAGUAGUGGGUUACUUAGUAUCCCGCCAUAUCCGUCGAAUUCCAACGUUCCACCUUUAAAAGCUAGAGCUACUGCACCUGUAGAUUUCUUUAUUGUUUGCUUUUUGAAAAACUUAACUUAGUUAACAGCAUUGAAACUUUUGAAAUACCCAGAAUCAAAAAAUCUAUAGCCAAUCUUGUCCUGAGUAGAGCUGCUAUACAGCAAUCUAUCUCAAUCUAUUCUCUUAUUCAACUACUUGACAGGACGAUCGCGCGUUUAGGCGGCGAUCACCACACAUAGUCAAAACGUUUUCCAACCUUCUUAACUCCGUCCAUCACCCGUACGCAGGAGGCCGCUGUUCUGCUUCUCCGGGGAGCGCAGCGGACUUGGCCUUUACCCAAUAAAGGCCUCUACCCAAAAUAGCGACCAAAAUCACAAAGCAGUGCAACAUGGCACCGCACGCUGAGGUAGACGCGGGCACCGCGUACGGGAACGGACACUCCCACGGCGACAAUUCGACCCCUUCGCCAUCGAACAACAACGAUCUCUUCGUAGUUAGCUCACCUAACGUGGCCUACACCGACAAUGAGAUCCGGUCCAAAUACACCUAUCGCACCACUAGCGUGACCCAAGAUGCUGCUGGCAAGUAUGUUGCUACCCCUAAGGAACUAGUGUACGACUUUAAAGUCGAACGGAAGAUUCCUAAGGUCGGUAUGAUGCUUGUAGGAUGGGGCGGAAACAACGGAUCUACCGUGACCGCCGGUAUCAUUGCCAACCGCCGAGGGCUCGUCUGGGAGACUCGCGAGGGUCCUCGUGCUGCCAAUUACUAUGGGUCAGUCAUCAUGAGCUCUACUAUGAAGCUCGGUACCGAUCCUAGAACCAUGAAGGAAGUCAACAUCCCGUUCCGCGAUGUUCUCCCUAUGGUACAUCCCAACGACUUUGUUAUUGGCGGGUGGGAUAUCAGUAGCAUGAACCUCGCUGAUGCUAUGGAUCGGGCUGCCGUACUUGAGCCUACCUUAAAGCAACAAAUCAAGAAGGAGAUGACCCAGAUGGUCCCGCUCCCAAGUAUCUAUUACCCCGACUUCAUUGCAGCGAACCAGGAGGACCGCGCUGAUAACCUCAUCCCGGGAAGCAAAGCUUCUACGGCCCACGUAGAGAAGAUCCGCCAGGAUAUCAAAAAUUUCAAACAACAGAAUGGCUUAGAUAAAGUCAUCGUCCAAUGGACGGCCAACACCGAACGAUUCGCCGAUAUCAUCCCCGGCAUCAACGACACGGCCGACAACCUCCUCAAAGCUAUCGAGGAGGGCCACGAGGAAAUUGCCCCGUCCACAGUCUUCGCCGUAGCCUGCAUCCUAGAGAAAACACCAUUCAUCAACGGCUCGCCGCAGAACACUUUCGUCCCAGGAGCCAUCGAGCUAGCAGAAAAGCACUCCGCCUUCAUCGGCGGCGACGACUUCAAGUCCGGACAGACGAAGAUGAAGUCCGCGCUCGUAGACUUCCUGAUCAACGCAGGCAUCAAGCUGACGUCGAUCGCGAGCUACAACCACCUCGGCAACAACGACGGCAAGAACCUCAGCUCGCAGAAGCAGUUCCGAUCGAAGGAGAUCUCGAAGAGCAACGUGGUCGACGACAUGGUCGAGGCCAACUCCGUGCUGUACAAGCCCGGCGAACACCCGGACCACACCGUCGUCAUCAAGUACAUGCCGGCGGUCGGCGACAACAAGCGCGCCCUCGACGAGUACUACGCCGAGAUCUUCAUGGGCGGACACCAGACCAUCAGCCUGUUCAACGUGUGCGAGGACUCGCUGCUCGCCUCCCCGCUGAUCAUCGACCUUGUGCUCGUCGCUGAGAUGAUGACGCGUGUUCAGUGGAAGCUACACGACCAGCCUGAGGGCGCGUUCAAAGGCUUCCAUAGCGUUCUUAGCAUCCUUAGCUACAUGCUCAAGGCCCCGCUCACGCCUCCCGGCACUCCUGUCGUUAACGCACUGGCGAAGCAGCGUGGUGCGCUUACGAAUAUCUUCCGCGCUUGUGUGGGCUUGGAGCCGGAGAGCGAUAUGACGCUUGAGCAUAAGCUGUUCUAGAUUAGAUGAGCUGUCUGCUUGGUGAACGGAUGUGAAAAAGUGCCUGUAGGACAGGGCUAGUUGGCUGAUAGGUGCCUAUCUAGGUAAG